Molecule: messenger RNA, 2400 nt
Organism: Penicillium antarcticum
Lineage: Eukaryota; Fungi; Ascomycota; Eurotiomycetes; Eurotiales; Aspergillaceae
Product: aconitate hydratase ACO2
Exons: 2
Coding region: 1-2400 (799 amino acids)
Biological process (GO): tricarboxylic acid cycle
Cellular component (GO): mitochondrion; cytosol
Molecular function (GO): aconitate hydratase activity; 4 iron, 4 sulfur cluster binding
Source: RefSeq, a predicted model, not a curated record
AUGGUGAGCCAGCUUGUUUGGCAGCGGGCUUCUGCCUCUCGUGGGCUAGCCACACGGCUGUCCCCGCAACGGCUCUUCGCCCGUGGCCUGGCCACCGAGGCCUCGUCCUCCCGCAUGCCCCCAUAUCCCAAGCUCGUCCGCAACCUCGAGCAAGUCCGCCGAGUACUAGGCUCCGAGCGCGCCCUCACCCUCGCCGAGAAGAUCCUCUACGCCCACUUGGACAAUGCCGAGGAGUCAUUGCUCACUGGCACCAACAACGGCCGCGAUGUCCGGGGUAAGGCUAACCUGAAGCUGAAGCCCGAUCGUGUGGCCAUGCAGGAUGCUUCCGCGCAGAUGGCUCUUUUGCAGUUCAUGUCUUGCGGUCUGCCCUCCACGGCCGUCCCGGCCAGUAUUCACUGUGACCACAUGAUUGUUGGUGAGCGCGGUGCCGAUACCGAUUUGCCCGCUUCGAUCAAGGGUAACAGCGAGGUCUUCGACUUCCUCGAGAGUGCCGCUAAGCGCUACGGUAUCGAGUUCUGGCCCCCUGGUGCCGGUAUUAUCCACCAGAGCGUGCUGGAGAACUACGCUGCCCCUGGUUUGAUGAUGCUCGGUACUGACAGCCACACUCCUAACGGAGGUGGUCUGGGUGCCAUUGCUAUUGGUGUCGGUGGUGCCGAUGCCGUUGAUGCUCUGGUUGAUGCUCCUUGGGAGCUCAAGGCCCCUAAGGUUCUGGGUGUGCGCCUCGAGGGUCAGCUCAGCGGUUGGGCUUCUCCCAAGGACAUUAUCCUGCACCUGGCUGGUAAGUUGACCGUCCGCGGUGGUACUGGCUUCGUUGUUGAGUACCACGGCCCUGGAGUCGAGACUCUCAGCUGCACGGGUAUGGCUACCUGCUGUAACAUGGGUGCCGAGGUCGGUGCUACCACCUCCAUCUUCCCCUUCUCGCCCAGCAUGGUGCCCUACCUGCAGUCCACCCACCGUGGUCACGUCGCAGAGGCCGCCGCUGAGGUUGCCGCCGCUGGCCCUUCGAGUCUGCUCCGCGCCGAUACCAAGGCCGAGUACGACCAGUUGGUCACCAUCAACCUUUCCGAGCUCGAGCCUCACAUCAACGGACCCUUCACCCCCGACCUGUCGGUUCCUCUCUCCAAGUUCGCCGACACCGUCCGCGAGAAGAAGUGGCCCGAGACCUUUGGGGCCGGUCUGAUCGGUUCCUGCACUAACUCCUCGUACGAGGACAUGACCCGUGCCGAGAACCUGGUCAAGCAAGCCUCCGCCGCAGGCCUCAAGCCUAAGGCCGACUUCUUCAUCACCCCUGGUAGUGAACAGAUCCGCGCCACUCUCGACCGCGACCAGACCCUGAACACCUUCUCCGAAGCCGGCGGUGUCGUCCUGGCCAACGCUUGCGGUCCCUGCAUCGGCCAGUGGAAGCGUACCGACGGCGUCCCCAAGGGCGAAGACAACGCAAUCUUCACCUCGUACAACCGCAAUUUCCCCGGCCGCAACGACGGCAACCGCCAGACAAUGAACUUCCUCGCCUCGCCCGAGCUCGUCACGGCGCUCGCCUACUCCGGCAGCACAACCUUCAACCCAAUGACCGACUCCCUGACCACCCCCUCAGGCGAGACCUUCAAGUUCCAACCACCAAGCGGCUUCGACCUCCCCAGCGCCGGCUUCGAAGAAGGAAACCCCAACUUCCUUCCAACAGCCGCGGUCCCCGACGCCAGCGCCGAGGUCAUCGUCUCCCCAACCUCCGACCGCCUCGCCCUCCUCGAGCCCUUCGCCCCCUUUCCCAAGGGCGAUCUCUCCGGCCUCCAGGUCCUCUACAAGGUCAAGGGCCAGUGCACAACAGACACCAUCUCUGCCGCCGGCCCCUGGCUCAAAUACAAGGGCCACCUGCCCAACAUCUCCGCCAAUACCCUCAUCGGCGCCGUCAACGCCGCAACCGGCGAGACAAACGUCGCCUAUGACGAGGCCGGCAAGUCCUACGGUAUUCCCGAGCUCGCAGAGCAAUGGAAGGACCGCGGCAUCGAGUGGCUCGUCGUCGCAGAGGAUAACUACGGCGAAGGUUCAGCCCGUGAGCACGCAGCCCUGCAGCCCCGCUACCUCGGCGGCCGUGUCAUCGUUUCCAAGUCCUUUGCCCGUAUCCACGAGACAAACCUUAAGAAGCAAGGUGUUGUCCCUCUGACCUUUGCUAACCGCGAGGACUAUGACCGCAUUGAUGCCUGUGAUAAGGUCGAUACUGUUGGUCUUUAUGAUGUACUCCAGGCUGGUGGCCAGGGGGAGGCCCAGCUCCGUGUUACCAAGCAGAAGACCGGCGAGCAGUUCGUUGUCUCUGUUAACCACACUCUGUCUAAGGAUCAGUGUGCUUUCAUUCUGGCUGGUUCUGCUUUGAACUUGUUGGCUAAGAAGGCUAACGCCCAGUAA